This is a messenger RNA of Entamoeba invadens IP1, 324 nucleotides long. RefSeq names its product actin, muscle, putative. The record is from RefSeq and is a predicted model, not a curated record. The coding region runs from base 1 to 324 and encodes 107 amino acids. The transcript has a single exon. NCBI's taxonomy places the organism in Eukaryota, Evosea, Mastigamoebida, Endamoebidae.
AUGGAAGCAUCAGGUAUCCACGAGACAACUUACAACUCAAUCAUGAAGUGCGAUGUCGAUAUCAGAAAAGACUUGUACGGAAACAUCGUCUUGUCUGGUGGAACAUCUAUGUACCCAGGCAUCAACGACAGACUUGAAAAGGAGAUGGUUGCUCUUGCACCACCAACAAUGAAGAUCAAAGUCAUUGCACCACCAGAGAGAAAGUACUCCGUCUGGAUUGGAGGCUCAAUUCUUGCUUCAUUAUCCACAUUCCAGAACAUGUGGAUCACCAAGGAAGAGUACGACGAGUCUGGCCCAGCCAUCGUCCACAGAAAGUGCUUCUAA